UCAGACCACAUGGACUUCACCCCCAUGUGAAUCAAUAUUCAAGCCCUGAGCUCCCUGUUGAGCAAUGAGGCCAACUCCAGAAAGAAGAGAGAGCUGAAAGACAGAUGAGACAGAGGGAGGGCUGUGGGAUGUCAUGUGUAAAGAAAGGGAUUCUCAUUGGAGGCAAAGAGAAAGAAGACCGCUAGGCAUGUUUUAAGGAAAAAGGGGGGGAAAAAAAGGAAAAACAAACGCAUCCUACAUGCUGAAGCCAUCUUGCUCGUAACGCUACACUCUGGACAGAGCAUCUAAUUGUAUUAGAGUGGCUUUACAAAAGAGUGGAGUGAUGUCCUCCAAACUGAAGUGGCUGAUUGUGAUCCAACUCCUGCUGAAUGAACAAGCUCUGUGUCGUGUUCCACCUUCACUGGCACCGAGAAACAAACAGCUUCCAAAAUCUGACAUCCAUGAAGAGGGAGAGAAGACAGCCCAAAAGGAUCAUCAGUUCAUCCUGGGAUCCAAACCACAGUUUAGUGUCCCAUCUGCAGAAAAGCCUGGUCCUUUAUCAGUGACUGGAGAAGAUGACAGAGUCCAGUCUGCUCAACAUAUAGUAUCAGUUCUAAAGGAAAAGCUUCAGGGGCAGAAUCAAGAUCACCUCCACAUCCAGGGGAACAUCAGCUGUGAGGAGCUGCUGUCUGCGAGCACAGUGGACGAUCCGCUGCCCUCCAUCUUCCCCCAGGAGCUGCUGGGUCUGUCUUUGGUGCCUGUGUUGGUGGUGGCAGGAUGUCCAAAGGAGGCGCAGAUCCUGGUGCAGAAGCUCUAUGGCCUGAUGGGAGUAACCGACACUGAUGAGCUUCUGGUGGAGGUGGAGAGUCUGAUAGAAAUGAGGAUGACAAAGGCAGCAGCUACAGCAGCACCUGCAUCAGUGAGGGAAGAUGCAGGACACCACAUCGAGGCUGUGAUGUUUAACAUCCAGCGGUUGGCAGGGGUGGGAGAACAGGAAGAACGUUGUGAAGGCUGGACCAGGAUGAAUGGAACUGCACUGGUGGGACCAGCUGUGGAAGGAGCCACAGGUGUUCUGGAGGAGGCUGUGGGCAUCUGUGAGAGGCUGGGGCUGCUGUGUGCGGGUGUGUCCGACAGUGGGCUUCUCAACCCGGGGAGGUACCAGGCUGUGUUGAAAAAAGGGAGCAGAAUCCUCCCUUCGGAAUCCUCUGAAACUGAAUGUUGGAUCCUUCAGUGCAGCACAGAGGAGUACGUUUCAACCCCCUUUGCAUCAGGGCGUCGGAUGAAACGAAGCCCUCACAGGAGCUGUAUCAACAGAAGAGAGGAGCGCGUGUACAAGGUGAUGGAGUGGAUCCCUGCUGUCAGCACCCUCUACAACCUGGGCACCGCCGUGUAUUACGCAUCUGUGAACUGCUCCACAACUGCCAAGGAGAGAGCCAUCCUCAGCGCUGUUGAUCUAGGAACAGAUGCUCUUAUGGUAGUCACAGGGGGGACUGCUGGGGUGGCGGGCUAUGCUGUGGGUGCAGGGGUGAAGACUGGCGUGAAAGCUGGUGUGAAGUAUUUACUCAACUCCAUGAAAGAGGAAGAAGAUGUGCUGGUGAACCAGUUCAGCUGGGACGACGGUGUUGUCACCAUUCAGUAGACUGAUGGAGCAAUGUGUCAGUCUAUGGCAAUAAACAUCAAUACAUUUGGUUUAUACAGUAUAUAUUUUUAAAAUAAGACUGAUCAUCAGCUUUUCUUAAAUGACAAGAUUGCAGAAUAACUAAUUAUUUUUACCAGGCUUCAUAUCAUCUAAGAUAUGGAAGAUGAUGAGAAUACACAUUUUUCUAUUACUGCAUUAAUCAGAGAUAUGAAGGACAGGGACAGGCAAAAAAAAAAAAGUAAAAUAGAUUUUUUUUAGGAGUGACAAUCAAGCCUAAAAGAAGAAAAUGCGAAAAUAACACAUUAAUUGUAAAUACACUGCAAUAGAUAACUUUACUUUUAGAAAAAAUAUCUUUUUGUCUUAGUGGAUAAAACACUUAUAUUAAGCACCAACACAUAAAAUAUCUGGUCUCAGGAAACUUUAAACCCUCUUCCACCCAAUACCUUUUCUCCUUUUCAUUGAUCCUCAUCAAAGCCCACUGCCACAUAACUGCAGGGACAACAGACUGAGAUGUAAAGCUUGUUUUUCUUUAUAGUUUUUCUUUUAAAAAAAAUGUAAUGAUGUGGAUUAAACCUGUGUGUACUUUGGUCAUAAGUGGGGUAUUUUAGCAUAACUGACAUACUGUCUUUGUAUUGUAGAUCAAACCUAUAUCAUGUUCAACUGAACUAAGCCAUGUCAUUGAAUAAAGUCACCUUUAUGUAAUGUA
This is a messenger RNA of Sphaeramia orbicularis (orbiculate cardinalfish), 2324 nucleotides long. It is a transcript of the gene apof, whose product is annotated as apolipoprotein F. The transcript has 2 exons. The coding region runs from base 323 to 1618 and encodes 431 amino acids. Gene Ontology annotation, biological process: cholesterol metabolic process. NCBI's taxonomy places the organism in Eukaryota, Metazoa, Chordata, Actinopteri, Kurtiformes, Apogonidae. The record is from RefSeq and is a predicted model, not a curated record.